This is a messenger RNA of Coregonus sp. 'balchen', 19628 nucleotides long. Lineage: Eukaryota; Metazoa; Chordata; Actinopteri; Salmoniformes; Salmonidae. The record is from the annotation of a GenBank genome assembly.
AUGGAAGAGGCCUGUGAUCUGUACGCCAGGGCUGCCAACAUGUACAAGAUGGCAAAGAACUGGUGUGGUGAGAACACUGUUUUUUUUGUUUGUUGUUGUAGCCAUAUCAAAUGUUAUUUGUCACGUGUAUGUGUUUUAGCAGAUGUUAUCGCGGGUGUAGCGAAAUGCUUAGAACCUGUUUGGUGAGAACGCUUUCGUAGCCAUAUAGAACUGGUUUGGUGAGAACACUGAUUUGUAGCCAUAUAGAACUGGUUUGGUGAGAACACUGAUUUGUAGCCAUAUAGAUACGGUAAAGAGGUCAAUGGAACUCGACCAAAACAAUGGGAAUGUCAAUGACACGGCUGGGGGAGAUAUGCCAUGUUGGGAAGAUCUUGAGUCUCCUCAUUGCCCCCCAGCAAAAUGAGCCUACAUUUUAGGCUAUUGUUUCGAUGUGUAUUUCACACUAUGUUAAGGUAAAAAUUCGGAGUAAUAAUGCUUGUAUGGAUGUCAACCCCAAUACAUGUUCAUGUCAUCGUCACCAAUCAACUGCAUUACAGUUUAAAAAAACGACUUUGACGACCACCACCAAUUUAUUUAUGCUAGCUAUGCUACCAGCUUAUACGAAUGGGAGUUAGCAUUUAGCAGUCACUUCUUCUAAACCUGAAAGGGAACUACUUCUAGGGCUGCACGAUCAAAUUCAGAUCGAAAUUGCGAUAUUUACAUGUACAAUAUCAAUAUCGCAAUAGGUUGCAAUUUUCUCCGUUCUUUGACACUCUGUUAACACAACAAAAACUAGACUACGGUACCUCCCCCAAUGAGACGCGCUAGACUACGGUACCUCCCCCAAUGAGACGCGCUAGACUACGGUACCUCCCCCAAUGAGAUGCGCUAGACUACGGUACCUCCCCCAAUGAGAUGCGCUAGACUACGGUACCUCCCCCAAUGAGAUGCGCUAGACUACGGUACCUCCCCCAAUGAGAUGCGCUAGACUACGGUACCUCCCCCAAUGAGAUGCGCUAGACUACGGUACCUCCCCCAAUGAGCAUGCCGCUAGGACCUAAUACGGUACCUCCCCCAAUGAGAUGCGUAGACUAGGUACCUCCCCCCAAUGAGAUGCCCGCUAGACUACUGGUACCUCCCCCAAUGCGAUGCGCUAGACUAACGGUACCUCCCCAUGAGAUGCGCUCGACCUACGGUACCUCCCCAAUGAGCUACGCUAGGACUACGGGUACCUCCCCCAAUGAGAUGCGCUAGACUACGGUACCUCCCCCAAUGAGAUGCGCCUAGACUCUGGUUACCUCCCCUCCAAUUGAGAUGCGCUAGACUACGGUACCUCCCCCAAUGAGAUGCGCUAGACUUCGUUCAUUCACUCUCUACAUGCACAGAGGAUGCUGACCAAUCACAAGCAGGCUUUUUCACUCUGCAUGCUGGCCAAUCACAAGCGUCCUCGCUUAGAGCGCGCCGUUAGAUGCUGGCGAGGAGAGAAAGGGCUUCACCUCGCCGUAGCUCCAUCAUAGGCAGAAUGUGUCGGAAACAUGAGUGCUGCUAGUGCUAACGAGAACGUUGAUUUGGUGACAAAGAAGGAUCUUCAGUAGUAUGGCAGUAUUUCAGCACAUCUUCAGUAGUAUGGCAGUAUUUCAGCACAUCUUCAGUAGUAUGGCAGUAUUUCAACACAUCUUCAGUAGUAUGGCAGUAUUUCAACACAUCUUCAGUAGUAUGGCAGUAUUUCAACACAUCUUCGGUAGAAGAUAUAUCUACCUAUAGUCUCUAUAUAUCUAUAUAUCUACCUAUAGUCUCUAUAUAUCUAUAUAUAUACCUAUAGUCUCUAUAUAUAUACCUAUAGUCUCUAUAUAUCUACCUAUAGUCUCUAUAUAUCUACCUAUAGUCUCUAUAUAUCUACCUAUAGUCUCUAUAUAUCUACCUAUAGUCUCUAUAUAUCUACCUAUAGUCUCUAUAUAUCUACCUAUAGUCUCUAUAUAUCUACCUAUAGUCUCUAUAUAUCUAUAUAUCUAUAGUCUCUAUAUAUCUAUAUAUCUAUAGUCUCUAUAUAUCUACCUAUAGUCUCUAUAUAUCUAUAUAUCUACCUAUAGUCUCUAUAUAUCUACCUAUAGUCUCUAUAUAUCUACCUAUAGUCUCUAUAUAUCUACCUAUAGUCUCUAUAUAUCUACCUAUAGUCUCUAUAUAUCUACCUAUAGUCUCUAUUUAUCUACCUAUAGUCUCUAUUUAUCUACCUAUAGUCUCUAUAUAUCUAUAUAUCUAUAGUCUCUAUAUAUCUAUAUAUCUAUAGUCUCUAUAUAUCUAUAUAUCUACCUAUAGUCUCUAUAUAUCUACCUAUAGUCUCUAUAUAUCUACCUAUAGUCUCUAUAUAUCUACCUAUAGUCUCUAUUUAUCUACCUAUAGUCUCUAUUUAUCUACCUAUAGUCUCGAUAUAUAUACAUAUAGUCUCUAUAUAUCUAUAUAUCUACCUAUAGUCUCUAUAUAUCCACCUAUAGUCUCUAUAUAUCUACCUAUAGUCUCUAUAUAUCUAUAUAUCUACCUAUAGUCUCUAUAUAUCUACCUAUAGUCUCUAUAUAUAUAUACCUAUAGUCUCUAUAUAUAUAUACCUAUAGUCUCUAUAUAUCUACCUAUAGUCUCUAUAUAUCUACCUAUAGUCUCUAUAUAUCUACCUAUAGUCUCUAUAUAUCUAUAUAUCUACCUAUAGUCUCUAUAUAUAUACCUAUAGUCUCUAUAUAUCUACCUAUAGUCUCUAUAUAUAUACCUAUAGUCUCUAUAUAUAUACCUAUAGUCUCUAUAUAUCUACCUAUAGUCUCUAUAUAUCUACCUAUAGUCUCUAUAUAUCUACCUAUAGUCUCUAUAUAUAUACCUAUAGUCUCUAUAUAUCUACCUAUAGUCUCUAUAUAUAUACCUAUAGUCUCUAUAUAUAUACCUAUAGUCUCUAUAUAUCUACCUAUAGUCUCAUACUAUAUAUAACCUAUAGUCUCUAUAUAUAUACCUAUAGUCUCUAUAUAUCAUAGUAUAUCUACCUAUAGUCUCUUAUAUAUCUACCUAUAGUCUCUAUAUAUCUACCUAUAGUCUCUAUAUAUCUACCUAUAGUCUCUAUAUAUCUAUAUAUCUACCUAUAGUCUCUAUAUAUCUACCUAUAGUCUCUAUAUAUCUACCUAUAGUCUCUAUAUAUCUAUAUAUCUACCUAUAGUCUCUAUAUAUCUACCUAUAGUCUCAUAUAUACUGUCUAACCUAUAGUCUCUAUUAUCUAUAUAUCUACCUAUAGUCUCUAUAUAUCUACCUAUAGUCUCUAUAUAUCUACCUAUAGUUCUCUAUAUAUCUACCUAUAGUCUCUAUAUAAUUACUACCUAUAGUCUCUAUAUAUCUACCUAUAGUCUCUAUAUAUCUUUCUAUAGUCCUACUAUAUAUCUACUAUAGUCUCUAUAUAUACUACCUAUAGUCUCUAUAUAUCUACUAUAGUCUCUAUAUAUCUAUAUAUCUACCUAUAGUCUCUAUAUAUCUACCUAUAGUCUCUAUAUUAUCUAUACCUUAGUCUCUAUAUAUACCUAUAGUCUCUAUAUAUCUCUAUAUCUCUAUAUCUAUAUAUCCUAUAGUCUCUAUAUAUCUACCUAUAGUCUCUAUUAUUAUACUAUAGUCUCUAUAUAUCUAUCUCUACUAUAUUCUAUAUAUCUACCUAUAGUCUCUAUAUAUCUACCUAUAGUCUCUAUAUAUCUACCUAUAGUCUCUAUAUACUAUACCUAUAGUCUCUAUAUAUAUAUCUACCUAUAGUCUCUAUAUAUCUACCUAUAGUCUUAUAUAUCUAUAUAUCUACCUAUAGUCUCUAUAUAUCUACCUAUGUCUUAUAUACCUAUAGUCUUAUAUAUACCUAUAGUCUCUAUAUCUCUAUAUCAUAUAUCAUACCUAUAGUCUAUAUAUUACUAUAGUCUCUAUAUAUACCUAUAGUCUCUAUAUAUCUACCUAUAGUCUCUAUAUAUCUACCUAUAGUCAUCUAUAUCACCUAUAGUCUCUAUAUAUCUACUAUACCUAUACAUAUGUCUCUAUAUAGUCUCUAUAUAUCUACCUAUAGUCUCUAUAUAUCUACCUAUAGUCUCUAUAUAUCUACCUAUAGUCUCUAUAUAUCUACUAUAUCUCUAUAUAUACUAUAGUCUCUAUAUAUAUAUUACCUAUAGUCUCUAUAUUAUAAUCCUACUAUAGUCUCUAUAUAUCUACUAUAGUCUCUAUAUAUCUAUAUAUCUAACCUAUAGUCUCUAUAUAUCUACCUAUAGUCUCUAUAUAUCUAUAUAUCUACCUAUAGUCUCUAUAUACUACCAUAGUCUCUAUAUAUUACUAUAGUCUCUAUACUCUAUAUAUCUACUAUAGUCCUAUAUAUACCUAUAGUCUCUUAUAUCUACCUAUAGUCUCUAUAUCAUUAUCUACCAUAGUCUCUAUAUAUCUACUAUAUCUCUAUAUAUCUACCUAUAGUCUCUAUAUAUCUACCUAUAGUCUCUAUAUAUUUAUAUAAUCUACCUAUAGUCUCUAUAUAUACCUAUAGUCCUAUACUUAUAUAUCUACCUAUAGUCUUAUUAUAUAUAAUCUACCUAUAGUCUCUAUAUAUCUACCUAUAGUCUCUAUAUAUCUUACCUAUAUCUACUAUACUAUAGUCUCUAUAUAUCUACCUAUAGUCUCUAUAUAUCUACCUAUAGUUCCUUACUAUAUAUACCAUAGUCCUUAUAUAUCUACCUAUAGUCUAUAUAUACUAUUAUCUACUAUAGUCUCUAUAUAUAUACCUAUAGUCUUAUAUAUAUAUAUCUACCUAUAGUCUCUAUAUAUCUACUAUAGUCUCUAUUAGUAUACUAUAUAUACACUAUAGUCUCUAUAUAUUAUUCUACCUAUAGUUCUUAUAUCUAUUAUUAAUUAUAAUUACCUAUAGUCUCUUAUAUAUUAUUACUUACUAUAUAUCUACUAUAUAUCGUAUACCUAUAGUCUUAUAUAUCUACCUAUAGUCUCUAUAUAUCUACCUAUAGUCUCUAUAUAUAUCUAUAUAUCUACCUAUAGUCUCUAUAUAUCUACCUAUAGUCUCUAUAUAUCUACCUAUAGUCUCUCUCUAUAUAUCUACCUAUAGUCUCUAUAUAUCUACCAGAGGACCACCUGGUUAAACAGAUCUUUGGUCUGGUGGAACAGAAUGUGUUCAUUCAUAUGAUCUCAUUUUAGAAGUGAUGUUCCCUAUCCGGACACUUGUAUUUAACCAUGUCUGAUGGAAUUACCAAGUUAUUCACCAAAGUGUUUGAAAAUUGCAAUUUAUAAUCGUAAUAUCUGGCCAAAACAUCGCUACUAAAUAUUUUGUCAAUCGUGCAGCCCUAACUACUUCUAAAUGUUAUACAGCGAAAAACAGCCAAAUAAUAUCAAAAUCUGACUUUAAUAACCACAUUGUUGGCCUGUUACAUAACAUCAAUCAUGACGGAUAUGACGAAUAUUCACUUAGUUAGAUCAGAUUUCUUGACUGUGCGCCAAUCCAGCAUCCUCCUCCUGUCCCCCAUAGAUGUGUCUGUGUUGUGAUAGUGGAUAUGUCUGUUGUGAUAGUGGAUAUGUCUGUGUUGUGAUAGUGGAUAUGUCUGUGUUGUGAUAGUGGAUAUGUCUGUGUUGUGAUAGUGGAUAUGUCUGUGUUGUGAUAGUGGAUAUGUCUGUGUUGUGAUAGUGGAUAUGUCUGUGUUGUGAUAGUGGAUAUGUCUGUGUUGUGAUAGUGGAUAUGUCUGUGUUGUGAUAGUGGAUAUGUCUGUGUUGUGAUAGUGGAUAUGUCUGUGUUGUGAUAGUGGAUAUGUCUGUGUUGUGAUAGAAAUUCACGUAACAACUGUAUCCACUAUCUCAAUGUUUCAAAAAUGAACUUAUUACUCAGUCUGUAUCCCAGAGGUUGGAAAUCUCUAAUAAUCAGACCAAGUAGCCCAGCAUACAAUCAUCAGGCUUUAGUCAUUGAGAACGUUCUGAAACAAAAUGGCCGUACAAUCUUUUUAUAUGCACACGUCAGAGAGAAAAAAUAAAUAAUCCCUCCCCUUCUUUAGGUGGGCUGUAGUUUUACACUGGAAAACUGCUCUCCUGACCAUCAUGUCACACACACACACACACACACACACACACACACGCCUAACAGUUUCUCUCCUCCCUAAAUUCCUCAGUUACCUUGGUUUCUCAGUUGCCUGUAGACAGUUAUCCAAUUUCAAUCAAUUUUAUUUUAUAUAGCCCUUCUUACAUCAGCUAAUAUCUCGAAGUGCUGUACAGAAACCCAGCCUAAAACCCCAAACAGCUAGUAAUGCAGGUGUAGAAGCACGGUGGCUAGGAAAAACUCCCUAGAAAGGCAAAACCUAGGAAGAAACCUAGAGAGGAACCAGGCUAUGAGGGGUGGCCAGUCCUCUUCUGGCUGUGCCGGGUGGAGAUUAUAACAGAACCAUGCCAAGAUGUUCAAAAAUGUUCAUAAGUGACAAGCAUGGUCAAAUAAUAAUCAGGAAUAAAUCUCAGUUGGCUUUUCAUAGCCGAUCAUUAGAGUUUAAAACAGCAGGUCUGGGACAGGUAGGGGUUCCAUAACCGCAGGCAGAACAGUUUAAACUGGAAUAGCAGCAAGGCCAGGCGGACUGGGGACAGCAAGGAGUCACCACGGCCGGUAGUCCCGACGUAUGGUCCUAGGGCUCAGGUCUCUCAGUUGGCUUUUCAUAGCCGAUCAUUAAAGAGUUGAAAACAGCAGGUCUGGGACAGGUAGGGGUUUCGUAGCCGCAGGCAGAACAGUUGAAACUGGAAUAGCAGCAAGGCCAGGCGGACUGGGGACAGCAAGGUGUCAUCAUGCCCGGUAGUCCUGACGUAUGGUCCUAGGGCUCAGGUUCUCAGAGAGAAAGAGAGAACGAGAGAAUUAGAGAGAGCAUACUUAAAUUCACACAGGACACUGGAUAAGACAGGAGAAGUACUCCAGGUAUAACCAACUAACCCCAGCCCCCCGACACAUAAACUACUGCAGCAUAAAUACUGGAGGCUAUCCUUGUCCUUUGUUGUCUGGCCUAACUCUUACUCACAUUGCUAAAUAGUAACACAAUGUCAUAUUCUUUACUGGUCCUACACUCACACAUUCUAACAAAUUUCACACAGUUUCAGGGUGUAAUAAUUAGUCAUUAAUAAUUAAUCUAUCAACAGUGCAUUCAGAAAGUAUUCAGACUCCUUGACUUUUUGUUACGUGUUGUUACGUUAGUCUUAUUCUAAAAUUGAUUAAAUUGUUUUUUCCCUCAUCAAUCUACACGCAAAACCCCAUAAUGACAAAGCAAAAACAGGUUUUUAGACAUUUUUGCUAAUGUAUUAAAAAGAAAAGACUAUCGCAUUUACAUAAGUAUUCAGACCCUUUACUCAGUAUGUUGUUGAAGCACCUUUGGCAGCGAUUACAGCCUCUAGUCUUCUUGGGUAUGACGCUACAAGCUUGGCACACCUGUAUCUGGGGAGUUUCUCCCAUUCUUCUCUGCAGAUCUUCUCAAGUUCUGUCAGGUUGGAUGGGGAGUGUCGCUGCACAGCUAUUUUCAGGUCUCCAGAGAUUGGAAGGUGAACCUUCGCCCCAGUCUGAGGUCCUGAGCGCUUUGGAGCAGGUUUCCAUCAAGGAUCUCUGUACUUUGCUCUGUUCAUCUUUCCCUUGAUCCUGACCAGUCUCCCAGUCCCUGCCGCUGAAAAACAUCCCCACAGCAUGAUACUGUCACCACCAUGCUUCACCGUAGGGAUGGUGCCAGGUUUCUUCCAGAUGUGACACUUGGCAUUCAGGCCAAAUAGUUAAAUCUUGGUUUCAUCAGACCAGAGAAUCUUGUUUCUCAUGGUCUGAGAGUCUUUAGGUGCCUUUUGGCAAACUCCAAGCGGGCUGUCAUGUGCCUUUUACUGAGGAGUGGCUUCCGUCUGGCCACUCUACCAUAAAGGCCUGAUUGGUGGAGUGCUGCAGAGAUGGUUGUCCUUCUGGAAGGUUCUCCCAUCUCCACAGAUGAACUCUGGAGCUCUGUCAGAGUGACCAUUGGGUUCUUGGGCACCUCCCUGACCAAGGCCCUUCUCCCCCAUUGCUCAGUUUGGCCGGGUGGCCAGCUCUAAGAAGAGUCUUGGUGGUUCCAAACUUCUUCCAUUUAAGAAUGAUGGAGGCCACUGUGUUCUUCAAUGCAGCAUGAAUUUUUGGGUACCCUUCCCCAGAUCUGUGUGUCUCUGAGCUCUACGGACAAUUCCUUCGACCUCAUGGCUUGGUUUUUGCUCUGACAUGCACUGUCAACUGUGGGACAUUAUAUAGACCGGUGUGUGUCUUUCCAAAUCAUGUCCAAUCAAUUGAAUUCACCACAGGCAGACUCCAGUCAAGUUGUAGAAACUUCUCAAGGAUGAUCUAUGUAAACAGGAUGCACCUGAGCUCAAUUUAGUCUCAUAGCAAAGGGUCUGAAUACUUAUGUAAAUAAGGUAUUUCUGUUAUUUUUAAUACAUUUGUAAAAUUUCUAAAAACCUGUUUUCACUUUGUCAUUAUGGGGUAUUGUGCAUAGAUUAGGAUUUUUAUUUAUUUAAUCAAUUUUAGAAUAAGGCUGUAACAUAACAAAAUGUGGAAAAAGUCAAGGGGUCUGAAUACUUUUCGAAUGCACUGUAUGUCUGUCUUGUGAUAGUGGUUGAAUGUUUUGUGAUAGUUGGAUAUAUAGUUGAAGUCGGAAGUUUACAUACACCUUAGCCAAAUACAUUUAAACUCAGUUUUUCACAAUUCCUGACAUUUAAUCCUAGUAAACAUUCCCUGUCUUAGGUCAAUUAGGAGCACCACUUUAUUUUAAGAAUGUGAAAUGUCAGAAUAAUAGUAGAGAUUUAUUUCAGCUUUUAUUUCUUUCAUCACAUUCCCAGUGGGUCAGAAGUUUACAUACACUCAAUUAGUAUUUGGUAGCAUUGCCUUUAAAUUGUUUAACUUGGGUCAAAUGUUUCGGGUAGGCUUCCACAAGCUUCCCACAAUAAGUUGGGUGAAUUUUGGCCCAUUCCUCCUGACAGAGCUGGUGUAACUGAAUCAGGUUUGUAGGCUCCUUGCUCGCACAUGCCUUUUCAGUUCUGCCCACAAAUGUUCUAUAGGAUUGAGGUCAGGGCUUUGUGAUGGCCACUCCAAUACCUUGACUUUGUUGUCCUUAAGCCAUUUUGCCACAACUUUGGAAGUAUGCUUGGGGUCAUUGUCCAUUUGGAAGACCCAUUUGCGACCAAGCUUUAACUUCCUGACUGAUGUCUUGAGAUGUUGCUUCAAUAUAUCCACAUCAUUUCCCUUCCUCAUGAUGCCAUCUAUUUUGUGAAGUGCACCAGUUCCCUCCUGCAGCAAAGCACCCCCACAGCAUGAUGCUGCCACCCCCGUGCUUCACGAAUGGGGUGGUGUUCUUCGGCUUGCAAGCAACCCCCUUUUCCUCCAAACAUAACGAUGGUCAUUAUAGCCAAACAGUUCUAUUGUUGUUUCAUCAGACCAGUGGACAUUUCUCCAAAAAGUACAAUCUUUGUCCCCAUGUGCAGUUGCAGACCGUAGUCUGGCUUUUUUAUGGCAGUUUUGGAGCAGUGGCUUCUUCCUUGCUGAGCGGCCUUUCAGAUUAUGUCGAUAUAGGACUCGUUUUAUUGUGGAUAUAGAUACUUUUGUACCCGUUUCCUCCAGCAUCUUCAGAAGGUACUUUGCUGUUGUUCUGGGAUUGAUUUGCACUUUUCGCACAAAAGUACGUUCAUCUCUAGGAGACAGAACGCGUCUCCUUCCUGAGCGGUAUGACGGCUACGUGGUCCCAUGGUGUUUAUACUUGCGUACUAUUGUUUGUACAGAUGAACGUGGUACCUUCAGGCGUUUGGAAAUUGCUCCCAAGGAUGAACCAGACUUGUGGAGGUCUACAGUCUUGGCUGAUUUCUUUUGAUUUUCCCAUGAUGUCAAGCAAAGAGGCACUGAGUUUGAAGAUAGGCCUUGAAAUACAUCCACAGGUACACCUCCAAUUGACUCAAAUGAUAUCAAUUAGCCUAUCAGAAGCUUCUAAAGCCAUGACAUUUUCUGGAAUUUUCCAAGCUGUUUAAAGGCACAGUCAACUUAGUGUAUGUAAACUUCUGACCCACUGGAAUUGUGAUACAGUGAAAUAAUCUGUCUGUAAAUAAUUGUUGGAAAAAUUACUUGUCGUGCACAAAGUAGAUGUCCUAACCGACUUGCCAAAACUAUAGUUUGUUAACAAGACAUUUGUGAAAAACAAGUUUUAAUGACUCCAACCUAAGUGUAUGUAAACUUCCGACUUCAACUGUAUGUCUGUAUGGUGAUGGUGGAUAAUGUCUAUAUGGUGAUAGUGGAUAAUGUCUGUGUUUCAGCUGCAGGUAAUGCGUUCUCCCAGGCGGCCCGGCUCCACCUCCAGCUCCAGAGUAAACACGACGCUGCCACUAACUUCAUCGAUGCUGGAAACGCCUUCAAAAAAGCUGACCCACAAGGUAUUCUCUCUCUGUACCUCACCAUGGACUUUACAACCAUUGCAGCUCAGGUUCCACCUCAUUUUGUGGGCAGUGUGCACAUAGCCUGUCUUCUCUUGAGAGCCAGGUCUGCCUACGAAGGCCUUUCUCAAUAGCAAGGCUAUGCUCACUGAGUCUGUACAUAGUCAAAGCUUUCCUUAAGUUUGGGUCAGUCACAGUGGUCAGGUAUUCUGCCACUGUGUACUCUCUGUUUAUGGCCAAAUAGCAUUCUAGUUUGCUCUGUUCUUUUGUUAAUUAUUUCCAAUGUGUCAAGUAAUUCUCUUUUUUGUUUUCUCAUGAUUUGGUUGGGUCUAAUUGUGUGAAUAGAAGGCUCUCUGAUGUACCUCUCUCUCUCCUGCCCCCUACAACUGUAGACACUCAACUGUUCUUUCAGCGUUUGGUUAAUGUUUCGCCAAAGAAAUUAAACAUGACCUUGGUAUUUCCUGCAGAUCAGAGUGAAUAGAAAGUCUGAGUUUAUAAUGCAUCUGAUGUACACUUCUCCCCCCCCCUCCCCCUCCCACCUCCACAGAGGCUAUCAACUGUCUGAACCGAGCCAUUGAGAUCUACACAGACAUGGUGAGAAGUCUUCGUAUGGAUAGAGGCUGGAUACCCACCUCUUUGACUGCACAUAGUGGUUCAACACACCAAAACACUCCUGAGUGGCGCAGUGGUCUAAGGCACUGCAUCGCAGUGCUAACUGUGCCACUAGAGAUCCUGGUUCAAAUCCAGGCUCUGUCGCAGCCGGCCGCGACCGGGAGACUCAUGGGCGGCGCACAAUUGGCCCAGCGUCUUCCAGGGUAGGGGAGGGAAUGGCCGGCAGGGAUGUAGCUCAGUUGAUAGAGCAUGGCGUUUGCAACGCCAGGGUUGUGGGUUCGAUUCACAUGGGGGGCCAGUAUAAAAAAAUAAUAUAUAUAUAUAGAUAUAAUGUAUUCAAUAACUGUAAGUCGCUCUGGAUAAGAGCGUCUGCUAAAUGACUAAAAAUGUAAAAAUGUAUUUCACCAGUAACAUAUAGAGCUGAUAUGAGCACAGUCUGUUCUGGUGUGCUGUUCUGGUGUUCUGGUGUUCUGUUCUGUUGUUCUGCUGUUCUGGUGUUCUGUUCUGGUGUUCUGUUGUUCUGGUGCUUCUCUCAUCCUUCUUUCUGCUUCCUGCUUCCUGUGUGUUCCUCUUCUCUUGGACUCAUUAGGGACGGUUCACCAUUGCAGCCAAACAUCACAUCUCCAUCGCAGAGAUCUUUGAGACGGAGCUGGUGGACAUUGAUAAGGUCAGACCUAUGGGCCCUGGUCAAAAGUAGUGCAUUUUAUAGGGAAUGGAGAAGCAUUUGAGACACAGCCUGUAUCUGUCCACCAGCUAGCCUGGAAUAGUCACUACUGUCCUGUAUAUCUCUGAGCUGAAUAGUCACUACUGUCCUGUAUAUCUCUGAGCUGAAUAGUCACUACUGUCCUGUAUAUCUCUGAGAUGAAUAGUCACUACUGUCCUGUAUAUCUCUGAGCUGAAUAGUCACUACUGUCCUGUAUAUCUCUGAGAUGAAUAGUCACUACUGUCCUGUAUAUCUCUGAGCUGAAUAGUCACUACUGUCCUGUAUAUCUCUGAGAUGAAUAGUCACUACUGUCCUGUAUAUCUCUGAGCUGAAUAGUCACUACUGUCCUGUAUAUCUCUGAGAUGAAUAGUCACUACUGUCCUGUAUAUCUCUGAGAUGAAUAGUCACUACUGUCCUGUAUAUCUCUGAGCUGAAUAGUCACUACUGUCCUGUAUAUCUCUGAGAUGAAUAGUCACUACUGUCCUGUAUAUCUCUGAGAUGAAUAGCUUGGGAGAAUCAGCUCCCUAUGAGGAAAUAUGCUAAAUCAUCUGUGGUUGUUGUGUCAGAGAUGUAAUGGCACAUUUCACAUCAAAUUGUAUUGAUCACAUACACGUGUUUAGCAGAUGUUAUUGCUGGUGUAGCGAAAUGCUUGUGCUUCUAGCUCCGACAGUGCAGUAAUAUCUAACAAGUAAUAUCUGACAAUUUCACAACAUAUACCCAAUACACACACAUCGAAGUAAGGAAUGGAAUUUAAGAAUAUAUACAUAUAUGGACAAGCAAUGACAGAGCGGCAUGGACUAAGAUACAGUAGAAUAGUAUAGAAUACAGUAUAUACAUAUGAGAUAUGUAAUGCGAGAUAUGUAAACAUUAUUAAAGUGACUAGUGUUCCAUUUCUUAAAGUGGCCAGUGAUUUCAAUAGGCAGCAGCAGCCUCUAAUGUGCUAGUGAAGGCUAUUUAACAGUCUGAUCAUUUGCAUUCAUAGCCAGGUCUUGUACCAGGGUGUAAUUGUAUGGGUCAGGUGCCUCUUUCUAGAGGUUUGUCUGAUGGUGUACUUCAAUCACUUUGUGACACCACCCCUUUUGAUUUGAACGAAACCUUCCAUGCAUAUUAUUUGCCCAUUUUUAUAGAAGUGCAAAGAAAGUGACCUUUUGGACCUGAAUGCCAACACUUUCAAGAGAUAAAAGUGCUGAAAGUUUACCUAUUUUGCAUACCCCACCAUACCAUGAGACAUGUCUACAUCACUGGAAAAGAGAAACGGUUGAGUUUGAUAUAAUUUAAAAGAGAAACGGUUGAGUUUGAUAUCAUUUAAAAACUAUUUUAUGGGGCCUCCCGAGUGGCGCAGCGGUCUAAGGCACCUCAUCGCGUCACUACAGACCCGGGUUCGAUCCCAGGCUGUGUCGACCGGGAGACCCAUGAGGCGGCGCACGAUUGGCCCAGCGUCGUCCGAGGUUAGGGGAGGGUUUGGCCGGCCGGGAUGUCCUUGUCCCAUCGCGCUCUAGCGACUCCUUGUGGCGGCCGGGUGCAUGCACGCUGACCUCGGUCGACAGCUGUAUGGCGUUUCCUCCGACACGUUGGUGCGGCUGGCUUCCCGGUUAAACGAGCAGUGUGGCUCUCGUGGCUCUCGACCUUGGCUCUCGACCUCGUGGCUCUCGACCUUCGGCUCUCCCGAGUACGGGAGUUGCAGCGAUGGGAUAUCACAAAAAAGGGGUACAAAAAUAAUAAUCUUUAAAAAAAAAUUAUACAAACGGUCACUGAUCUAAAAACGCGUAAAUUCUAAAAAUGAAAUUACCGUAUUUUCCGCACUAUAAGACGCACCGGAGUAUAAGCCGCAGUAGCUAAAUUGAAUGAUGUGUACAUAUAUAAGCCGCAGGUGUUUUAAUGUUUAAUUACCAUAUGUAAGGGUUCGUGCACAGAGGGGAUUGUCGGGAAAGAGACAAACUGUCUCGCUCUCGUAAUGUCUGUCUGUCUUGCUCUCGUUCUGUCUCUCGUACCACUCUCGGUUCCACUUUUACUUUUGCGCGCUACCUGUCUCACUCUUUUCCGGCCUCCAGCUUUUCCUGCUGGAGCCCGCCGCUUAAAGGUGGGGGGCGCGGACCGGUCAUAGAGCCCAUAGAGUUAAAGUUGGUGGACUGCAACCUGUAAAAUCCAUAGAUUUAGGAGGUCUUCUAGUGGCUGUUAGCUGUAAAAAUCCAUAGAUUAGCCGCACCGUUAUAUAAGCCGCAGGGUCGAAAAAUGGGAAAAAAGGCGCGGCUUAUAGUCCGAAAAUUACGGUAGUUUAUGUUGUAGUUUGUAUUCAAGAGCAUGUUGCGUCUCAACCAAUGGCGGCACAACACAAAAAAAGUAGGGUCUAAGCUGCAACAUAAAGGGACUUACGGACCAGUACAUCACUGGGGCCAAGCUUCCUGCCAUCCAGGACCUCUAUACCAGGCGGUGUCAGAGGAAGGCCCUCAAAAUUGUCAAAGACUCCAGCCACCCUAGUCAAAGACUGUUCUCUCUGCUACCGCACGGCAAGUGGUACCGGAGUGCCAAGUCUAGGUCCAAAAGACUUCUCAACAGCUUCUACCCCCAAGCCAUAAGACUCCUGAACAGCUAAUCAUGGCUACCCGGACUAUUUGCACUGCCCCCCCACCCCAUCUUUUUACGCUGCUGCUACUCUGUUAAUUAUUUAUGCAUAGUCACUUUAACUCUACCCACAUGUACAUAUUACUUCAACUACCUCAACUAGCCGGUGCCCCCGCACAUUGACUCUGCACCGGUACCCCCCUGUAUAUAUAGCCUCCCUACUGUUAUUUAAUUUUACUUCUGCUCUUUUUUUCUCAACACUUUUUUGUUUAAUUUACUUUUUUUUAUUAAAAAUAAAUGCACUGUUGGUUAAGGGCUGUAAGUAAGCAUUUCACUCAUGUCUGCACCUGUUGUAUUCGGCGCAUGUGGCCAAUAACAUUUGAUUUGAUUUUGAUUUGAAUAUUAUUUUUUGUUUUAAGUGUUUUUACAUAAUUGACGUUAGAGGUAAAAAAAUUAAAAAUUCUCACAAAAUUAGAAAGUGGUUUGACAACCCUGUUUGUAAGCUUUUUAAAUUAUAUUCAACUCAACCGUUUAUCUUUUCCAGCGAUGAAGACGUGUAUGUCUCAUGGUAUGGUGGGGUAUGCAAAAUUAGUCAACUUUGAGCACCUUUUAUCUCUUGAAUGUUUUGUCAUUCAGGUCCUAAAAGUCACUUUCUGAUCACUGCUACAAUGGGCAAACAUGUAUGGAAAGUUUUGUUUAAAUCAAAAGGGAUGCUGUCAAAAAGUGCUUGAAUUCAAAUUGAUUAUUUACACAGGGGUCAGGUGUAUCUAAAUGUUGUCUCUGUCUGCAGGCGAUAGCUCACUAUGAACAGGCACAGGGGUCAGGUGUAUCUAAAUGUUGUCUCUGUCUGCAGGCGAUAGCUCACUAUGAACAGGCACAGGGGUCAGGUGUCUAAAUGUUGUCUCUGUCUGCAGGCGAUAGCUCACUAUGAACAGGCACAGGGGUCAGGUGUAUCUAAAUGUUGUCUCUGUCUGCAGGCGAUAGCUCACUAUGAACAGGCGGCAGACUACUACAAAGGAGAAGAGUCCACAAGGUAGGAACCGUGGACAAUAUAUCCAUUUUUGUUCUAAAAGGUAUUUUUUUAAGGAGUAGGGCAGUCCUACUCCAUUUUUUUUUUUUUUGCUUUAUUGAAGAGCUGGACAGUGUUUGGGAGGGGGGGGUCAAAGGGCAGUGGUCCGGAUUCCAACCCAUGCCAACUCUGGCAUACAUGGGAGGGGGGGUCAAAGGGCAGUGGUCCGGAUUCCAACCCAUGCCAACUCUGGCAUACAUGGGAGGGGGGGUCAAAGGGCAGUGGUCCGGAUUCCAACCCCAUGCCAACUCUGGCAUACAUGGGAGGGGGGGUCAAAGGGCAGUGGUCCGGAUUCCAACCCAUGCCAACUCUGGCAUACAUGGGAGGGGGGGUCAAAGGGCAGUGGUCCGGAUUCCAACCCAUGCCAACUCUGGCAUACAUGGGAGGGGGGGUCAAAGGGCAGUGGGCCGGAUUCCAACCCAUGCCAACUCUGGCAUACAUGGGAGGGGGGUCAAAGGGCAGUGGUCCGGAUUCCAACCCAUGCCAACUCUGGCAUACAUGGGAGGGGGGGUCAAAGGGCAGUGGUCCGGAUUCCAACCCAUGCCAACUCUGGCAUACAUGGGAGGGGGGGUCAAAGGGCAGUGGGCCGGAUUCCAACCCCAUGCCAACUCUGGCAUACAUGGGAGGGGGGGUCAAAGGGCAGUGGUCCGGAUUCCAACCCGUGCCAACUCUGGCAUACAUGGGAGGGGGGGUCAAAGGGCAGUGGUCCGGAUUCCAACCCAUGCCAACUCUGGCAUACAUGGGAGGGGGGGUCAAAGGGCAGUGGUCCGGAUUCCAACCCAUGCCAACUCUGGCAUACAUGGGAGGGGGGGUCAAAGGGCAGUGGUCCGGAUUCCAACCCAUGCCAACUCUGGCAUACAUGGGAGGGGGGGUCAAAGGGCAGUGGGCCGGAUUCCAACCCAUGCCAACUCUGGCAUACAUGGGAGGGGGGGUCAAAGGGCAGUGGUCCGGAUUCCAACCCAUGCCAACUCUGGCAUACAUGGGAGGGGGGGGUCAAAGGGCAGUGGUCCGGAUUCCAACCCAUGCCAACUCUGGCAUACAUGGGAGGGGGGGUCAAAGGGCAGUGGUCCGGAUUCCAACCCAUGCCAACUCUGGCAUACAUGGGAGGGGGGUCAAAGGGCAGUGGUCCGGAUUCCAACCCAUGCCAACUCUGGCAUACAUGGGAGGGGGGGUCAAAGGGCAGUGGUCCGGAUUCCAACCCAUGCCAACUCUGGCAUACAUGGGAGGGGGGGUCAAAGGGCAGUGGUCCGGAUUCCAACCCAUGCCAACUCUGGCAUACAUGUGCCGGGGUCAGCGGCUCUUACCACUGGACCACACAUCAGCUCUAUAGGGUUGUAUAUCUAUGGUGGAAACUAUGGAGAGAUAGAAAUGCAAUGAAUAGAGCCCACAUGACUCCUUACUGUGAGCUGACAUGAUGCCUUACAUAUUCCCCUAUGUUGUUCUGUCCUACUGAAUCAGACCCCGUGUUUUAACUGGUUGUUCUGUCCUACUGAAUGAGACCCUGUGUUUUAACUGGUUGUUCUGUCCUACUGAAUGAGACCCUGUGUUUUAACUGGUUGUUCUGUCCUACUGAAUGAGACCCGGAGUUAUUUGACCGUGUUUUAACUGGUUGUCCUUGUGUCUCUCUCCCUUCCUCCUUGUCCUCUCAGCUCUGCUAACAAGUGCCUUCUGAAGGUAGCUACCUAUGUAGCACAGCUGGAGCAGUACCAGAAAGCCAUAGAGAUCUAUGAACAGGUGAGAUCUGUCAAUGUCGCAGGAGGCAGUUCUAGUAAAUAUAUGUUUUUAUGUCAUUUAUAUUUACUGUUAACGAUCCUGUUUUUGGUCUGUGUGUUUUUAAGGUUGGGACCAAUGCGAUGGACAGCACACUGCUGAAGUACAGUGCUAAAGACUACUUCUUCAAGGCAGCUCUCUGCCACUUCUGUGUGGACAUGCUCAAUGCCAAAGUUAGCCCCAAACCGACUUCUGUCUGUUUUCAAAUCCUCCACAAGGCUUCUAGGCCUCUUCUCUAACUAACCUCCUUUAUCUCCUGACAUAUAGCUGGCCUUGCAGAAGUAUGAAGAAAUGUUCCCUGCCUUCUCAGAUUCUCGAGAAUGUAAACUGGUAAAGGUAAGGGAAUGGGUUGUUUCUCAUAUGGGCUCUAUGUUUUUGUCUUCUCUUAUCCAACCCCUCACCUUAACCAAGCUGAUUCACUGCUUGUCUUUGCUCCAAGGCUUUGAACUCCAAAAUAUGUAUUUUAAUUACAAUUCAUUUCUAUUUUUCUCUGCAGAAACUUUUAGAUGCGUAUGAAGAACAGAAUGUUGAUGUAUAUACUGAUGCAGUGAGUGGAGCUCUCCUCAAAGUAUUGUUUUGUAUCUUUAUUUGUGUGUAUGUGGAAGUCAGUACUGAAGUCAUUAAUGCAAAUGAAAAGAUGGCAAACAAUAACAACACUAAUGAAAAGAGGAAGUAAGACAGGAAAUAAAACUAGAACCGUCACUGAGGAAGUCUGACAUGAACUAAAACUAGAACCGUCACUGAGGAAGUCCGACAUGAACUAAAACUAGAACCGUCACUGAGGAAGUCUGACAUGAACUAAAACUAGAACCGUCACUGAGGAAGUCCGACAUGAACUAAAACUAGAACCGUCACUGAGGAAGUCCGACAUGCACUAGAACUAGAACUGUCUCUGAGGAAGUCCGACAUGAACCGUCACUGAGGAAGUUCUACAUUAACUAAAACUAGAACAUCACUGAGGAAGUCCGACAUGCACUAGAACUAGAACUGUCUCUGAGGAAGUCCGACAUGAACCGUCACUGAGGAAGUUCUACAUUAACUAAAACUAGAACAUCACUGAGGAAGUCCGACAUGCCUAAAACUAGAACUGUCACUGAGGAAGUCCGACAUGAACUAAAACUAGAACCGUCACUGAGGAAGUCCGACAUGCACUAGAACUAGAACUGUCACUGAGGAAGUCCGACAUGAACUAAAACUAGAACCGUCACUGAGGAAGUCCGACAUGCACUAGAACUAGAACUGUCACUGAGGAAGUCCGACAUGAACUAAAACUAGAAACCGUCACUGAGGAGUCCGACAUGCACUAGAACUAGAACUGUCACUGAGGAAGUCCGACAUGAACUAAACUAGAACCGUCACUGAGGAAGUCCGACAUGCACUAGAACUAGAACUGUCACUGAGGAAGUCCGACAUGAACUAAAACUAGAACGUCACUGAGGAAGUCCGACAUGCACUAAACUAGAACUGUCUCUGAGGAAGUCCGACAUGAACCGUCACUGAGGAAUUCUACAUUAACUAAAACUAGAACAUCACUGAGGAAGUCCGACAUGCACUAAACUAGAACUGUCCUGAGGAAGUCCGACAUGAACGUCACUGGAGUUCUUACUAAAACUAGAACUCACUGAGGAAGUCCGACAUGCACUAGAACUAGAACUGUCACUGAGGAAGUCCGACAUGAACUAAAACUAGAACCGUCACUGAGGAAGUCCGACAUGCACUAAACUAGAACCGUCACUGAGGAAGUCCGGCAUGAACCGCACUGAGGAAGUUCUACAUACUAAACGAACUCACUGAGGAAGUCCGACAUGCACUAGAACCGCACUAGGAAAUCUACAGACUAAAACUAGAACUGUCACUGAGAAAGUCCGACAUGAACUAAAACUAGAACCGUCACUGAGAAAGUCGACAUGAACUAAAACUAGAACCGUCACUGAGGAAGUCCGACAUGAACUAAAACUAGAACCGUCACUGAGGAAGUCCGACAUGCACUAAAACUAGAACCGUCACUGAGGAAGUCCGACAUGAACCGUCACUGAGGAAGUCUGGCAUGAACCGUCACUGAGAAAGUCUGGCAUGCACUAGAACUAGAACAGUCUUGAAAAAGAAAGUGAAUUCAAUUACUGGAAACUGGAAGUUAACUUGUUUAUUUUCUUGUCUCACCCCUCCCCUCUCCCUCCCCCCAUUACUCUCUCGCUCCGUCCCUCCCUAUACUUCUCCUCAUCUCUCCUUCUCGCCCUCUCUCUGUAUGUCUGUCUGUCUCGAUCUCUCUCAAAUCUCUCUAUCCACCUCCCCCCCCCUCUCUCCCAGGUGAAGGAAUAUGACACUGUCUCCAGGUUGGACCAGUGGCUGACCACUAUGCUCCUCCGCAUCAAGAAGACCAUACAGGAGGAUGAGAGUGACCUGCGUUAAUGUUCCUGAUGUCCCCAGACCCCCAAACCCCUCCCCAGACCCCCAAACCCACCCCAGACCCCCAAACCCCUCCCCAGACCCCCAAACCCCUCC